This is a messenger RNA of Drosophila virilis, 693 nucleotides long. NCBI's taxonomy places the organism in Eukaryota, Metazoa, Arthropoda, Insecta, Diptera, Drosophilidae. The record is from RefSeq and is a predicted model, not a curated record.
AUGUACAAGGCAUGUCAAGAACACAAUAAAGGGGAGUACAGGUGGCAAGCAUAUAUAAACACCAAACCUAUCAAAAAUCUACACAGUUACCAGACAGUUAUAACAAUCCAUUCCCCAACGAAACUUAUUGCUUUAACGCUGAUUUUUGCCCAGCUACUGGGCACCAUUUAUUGCGGAGUGUACGAUAAUACGGACCGCUGGGUCCUCUCGGAUAAGUCGCAAAACUUCCCUGAAAACGCAGUUCUCGGUGGCAUCGAUUCAUACGGCUAUGAAAACUACGUGGGACGCGUCGUUUAUUCAAGCUCGAUUCUGCCGGCCCGUGUUAGGUCCGAAACUGGGUACACUACCUACAACACCGACACACUCGCUAAUCAGGCAACCUCCUACGAGUUGCUGGUCGCCAAUGAGACCGUCAGCUAUCACUGGGUGCGCAGCUACGAUGGCUUCAGGGAAAGGAAUGCUGUUUCUGUGGGCACAAGCACCUUGAAUGAACGUGUUUACGUGUGCCGCGCCAGAACUGAUGGCGGUAUAUUUAUUGGCACCCUGUAUCUGUCGGAAAAGGUGUGCUUUAUUCGGUAUGAGAAUUUCCCUAUGAGACAGAUCAGUAAAUACGAGGUACUGGUCCGACAAGUUACACCUGCAGCUAGGGCACCAUUCGUCAAUCAAAUCAAUUGAUAAGAUUGCAAACGAACA